This is a messenger RNA of Laetiporus sulphureus 93-53, 1445 nucleotides long. RefSeq lists its product as uncharacterized. Bases 204 to 1250 code for a protein of 348 amino acids. Gene Ontology annotation, molecular function: RNA binding. NCBI's taxonomy places the organism in Eukaryota, Fungi, Basidiomycota, Agaricomycetes, Polyporales, Laetiporaceae. The transcript is spliced from 9 exons. The record is from RefSeq and is a predicted model, not a curated record.
CUGUCUGCUGGCUAUCAUCAUCGCCUCGUCGCCACGUCUUAUUGCUGUCCUCUGGGUUGCACAACCUCGGCUGCUUUGUUCUCGAAGUGAGGCCUUGUCAAACGAGCUGACUGCAGAGUCGGGAGCAAUACCUCGUCUGAGCUAAGCUUUGUCUCAUCCGUGCCUCCAACGACCGCCACUCGAUCCAUACAACGUUGAGAAACAUGAAUCGUCACCAUCCAUACGGAGCUCCAUACGAAAAUCAGUUACCGCGUAGAGGCGGCCCACCGAACGGUUUUGGCCCAGACCGAACACACCGUUUUAGUGACAGGGGUGGCGGACCCCGUGGAAGGGGAUUCGGUCGUGGCCGCGGCGGCGGCGGUGGUGGAAGAGGAGGAAGUAGUGCAUAUGGGGGUUACGACAGCAACGUCGGCCCUUAUGAUCAAGGUCCCCCGCAAGGCGAUAUGGGAGGAUACAACAAUUACGAGUCCGGACCUCCUGCGCAAGAUCAGUUUUAUCAAAAUGGAAAUUUCAAUACGGCAGUACCAGGGCAGUAUGGUCCUCCUGCAGACACAUCAGGGCGGUUUGGCGGUCAGAGUUAUGGAAAUUUUGAAGACGACUCAGGAUCGAAUUAUGGUCAAGGAGGCUUCGAUCGACCGCCUAAGCGGUUCCCUCGUCGUGAAAGAGACGAUAAAGUGCACGAUACUCUGAUUGAAGAGCGUAUUCAGCGAGAGCGCCCGUGUCGCACUCUUUUUAUUCGUAACAUAAAGUACGAGACGAAUAGUGAAGAUGUCCGUCGACUGUUUGAGGAGCAUGGAGAGAUUCGCACUUUCUUCGACCUGAUUGCAAACCGGGGAAUGGUCUUCGUGACCUACUAUGAUCUACGUGCAGCAGAACGCGCGAGAGAUCGCCUUCAAGGAUCGGAGAUAAGUGGACGCCCGAUCGAUGUGCACUACUCCCUGCCUCGUGACGAUGGCGGUAGAGGAGAUAAAGAUAAGAAUCAAGGUACCCUGAUUGUUACUUUGCGCAGUUCUGCAUCCGGUCAGCCAAUCGACGACAACGAAGUGCGCCGGAAGUUCCAACAAUUCGGCGACGUCAAGUCUGUGAGGCCGGUAGGCGACCGGACCGAUCAGCGCUUCGUUGAAUUCUAUGACACGAGGGCUUGCGACGAGGCGCAUGACCGGCUGCGUCACCAGGGGCUGCAAGACGGUGUUAUGGACAUCGUAUUCGCUUCGGACGACGAGAGUCGAGGUGCAUCCCCUAGGUUUUGACAGAGGACGUGACUGGGAUGAGCAUCCGCGUGGUCGUCGCGGAGGUCGCGGAGGGCGUGGCCGGGGCAGGGGAGGCCAUGGCGGCGACGAUUGGGAUCGGAGAGGUGAAUGGGGAAGAGAUCGCGAACGCGGCGGUCGUUUCGAUGACGGAUACGGCGGUGGCAGAGGUGGGGGACGAGGCGGCUUCGAUGACAG